Molecule: messenger RNA, 2132 nt
Organism: Solanum pennellii
Lineage: Eukaryota; Viridiplantae; Streptophyta; Magnoliopsida; Solanales; Solanaceae
Product: putative disease resistance protein At3g14460
Exons: 3
Coding region: 1-1764 (587 amino acids)
Source: RefSeq, a predicted model, not a curated record
AUGUAUGGAUCUGUAUCAGUUGUAGGGUUGCAAAAUGUUGUUGAUAGAAGGGAAGCUGAGAAGGCAAAGAUGAGGGAGAAGAAUCAUGUUGACAAGUUAUCUUUGAAGUGGAGUGAAAGUAUUAGUGCUGACAAUUCACAUACAGAAAGAGACAUACUUGAUGAGCUAUGCCCACAUAAAAACAUAAAAGAAGUCGAAAUCAUUGGAUAUAGAGGGACAAACUUUCCCGAUUGGGUUGCUGAUCCUUUGUUUCUUAAACUGGUGAAAUUGUCUCAUAGAAACUGCAAGAACUGUUAUUCCUUGCCAGCACUAGGACAACUCCCUUGUUUGAAAUUCCUUUCUAUUAAAGGGAUGCAUGGACUAACAGAGGUGACGGAAGAAUUCUAUGGUAGUUUGUCCUCCAAAAAUCCUUUUAACUCUCUUGUGAAGCUUAGAUUUGAAGAUAUGCCUGAGUGGAAGCAAUGGCACCUACCAGGUAGUGGAGAGUUUCCUACACUUGAAAACCUUUUAAUAGAAAAUUGCCCUGAGCUCAGUUUGGAGAUACCCAUCCAAUUUUCAAGUUUAGAAGUUGUUGGUUGUCCAGUUGUUUUUGAUGAUGCUCAACUGUUUAGAUCCCAACUUGAAGCAAUGAAGCAGAUUGAGGAAAUAUAUAUAUGGGAUUGUAAGUCUGUUACCUCCUUUCCUUUUAGCAUACUGCCAACUACCUUGAAGAGAAUAGCGAUAUCUGGUUGCCCGAAAUUGAGAUUGGAGGCGCCAGUUGGUGAGAUGUUUGUGGAGUAUUUGAGUGUGAAGGAUUGUGGUUGUGUAGAUGAUAUAUCACCUGAGUUUCUCCCAACAGCACGUGAAUUGAGUAUUAUGGAUUGCCAGAACGUUACUAGGUUUUUGGUUCCUACUGCCACUGAAACUCUCCAUAUUUCGAAUUGUGAGAACGUUGAAAAACUAUCGGUGGCAUGUGGAGGAGCGGCCCAGAUGACGUUACUGGAUAUUUAUGGCUGUAAGAAGCUCAAGUGUCUUCCAGAACUCCUUCCAUCUCUCAAGGAACUGCAACUGUCUGAUUGUCCAGAAAUAGAAGGAGAAUUGCCCUUCAAUUUACAAGAACUCUAUAUCAGUAAUUGCAAGAAACUGGUGAAUGGCCGAAAGGAGUGGCAUUUACAUAGACUCACAGAGUUAUGGAUCAUUCAUGAUGGGAGUGACGAAGAUAUUGAACAUUGGGAGUUGCCUUCCUCUAUUCAGAGUCUUACCAUAUGCAAUCUGAUAACAUUAAGCAGCCAACAUCUCAAAAGCCUCACCUCUCUUGAAUAUCUAGAUAUUGAUGGUAAUUUAUCUCAGAUUCAGUCACAAGGCCAGCUUUCCUCCUUUUCUCACCUCACUUCGCUUCAAGCUCUACAAAUCCGUAAUCUCCAAUCACUUGCUGAAUCAGCACAGCCCUCCUCCCUCUCUCACCUGACCAUCUCCGAUUGCCCUAAUCUCCAAUCACUUGCUGAAUCAGCACUGCCCUCCUCCCUCUCUCACCUGAACAUCUCUGAUUGCCCUAAUCUCCAAUCACUUGCUGAAUCAGCACUGCCCUCCUCCCUCUCUCACCUGAACAUCUCCGAUUGCCCUAAUCUCCAAUCCCUUCCAUCAAAAGGGAUGCCCUCUUCCCUCUCUGAACUAUCGAUUUCCGAAUGUCCAUUGCUCAAACCACUACUAGAAUUUGAAAAGGGGGAAUACUGGCCACAAAUUGCUCAUAUCCCCACCAUACAGAUCGAUGGGGAAUGCAUGUAAUGAUUAAAACGAAUGGCUCCCCAACUGAUAUGUGGAUUUUAAAGAGCGAGUACGACAAGUCUGGUAGAUUAAUUGUCCGUAGGAAGUGUUUCUAAGUGAACUCAGGUCUGCUGUUAUAGGCAAGUCUUUGAGAUGCGGCUAUCAAAGAAGGGCGAUUAAAAUCAUUGUACCGCUGAUACUAUUUCAUGUUUCUAGUGCAAGCUUCUUUUGUAAGUUGACAAACUCGAUUUCUAAAUAUGUUUGGGACUCAACUAGUGGUUAGAGUACUCAUUUUGUAAGAUUUGUGUACAGAAAAUUAAAUCAAAUUAGAAAGAUAACUCGCAAUGGUUGAAUAAGCUCGAAGAAGUGGAUUUGAAUUUUAAUCUAUG